Fulvia fulva is the source of this 894-nucleotide messenger RNA. RefSeq lists its product as uncharacterized. The transcript is spliced from 4 exons. Lineage: Eukaryota; Fungi; Ascomycota; Dothideomycetes; Mycosphaerellales; Mycosphaerellaceae. Bases 1 to 894 code for a protein of 297 amino acids. The record is from RefSeq and is a predicted model, not a curated record.
AUGACGGGCCAGCUCAAAGAUCCGAGAAACGCCAAGCGGACGCAGCCGAUGCAGGUCCUCUGCUUGGGCAUGUCCCGCUCAGGAACAGAGUCGCUGUGUAAAGCGCUGGAGAUCCUCGGCAUCCCGACUUAUCAUGGCUGGAGGUCGAUGGAGAACCACAAGCAGUCGCAGCUGUGGGUAGAGGCGAUGCAGGCCAAGUAUGAGAACAAGGGCAAAGCGUGGAAGAGGGAAGAUUUCGAUCAGAUUCUGGGCGAUUACAGCGCCUGCACCGACUUCCCCUCCGCUGCUUAUCCCGUCGAAUUGAUUGAAGCGUAUCCAGAAGCAAAGGUCAUCCUCAACCAACGCCCCUUCGACUUCUGGUACAAAUCCACCCUCAACACCGCAAACGCCCUCCGCGAAUCCUGGCUCUACUGGAUCCUCAUGAACCUCGACUCAGAAGCACGCGCCGUCUACCGCUGCUGGUGGAACAUCAACGACCACUACUUCCGGCACAACAUCCGCCGUAACGCCUUCGACAUUUACAAAGAGCACGCCGCCUUGGUCUGCGGCGCAGCAAUCCCUGCAGCCAAGAACGGCAACUUCUUGGAGUAUGAUGUGACGCAAGGGUGGGAGCCGCUGUGUGCGUUCUUGGGGGUCAAGGUGCCGGAGUGCGAGUUUCCGAUGGGGAAUGUGGCGGAGGAGUUUCAUAAGAGGGUGGAGGGGAGUAUGAAGCCGAGGUUUAUGAGGAGUGUGAGGAAUCUUGUGAUGAUUGUGGGGAGUGUGGUUGGGUUGGGGUUUUAUGGGUAUUUGCAGAGGGAGGCUGUUGUGGGAGCCGUGAGGGAGGCGGUUAAGCCUCUGUUGAAGGAGAGAGUGGUAGGUUUGAUGUUUGUUUGUGUAUGUCUGCUUCGGUUUUAA